AUGUCACAAUUUCAAGGUUAUGUCAAAAUUACAAAUUGGCGUAAUCUUUACGCAGCAACGCGGCACAAUGCACAACAUUGUCGCUGGAUCAAUUAUGGCCACGACAUGCAUAAGGAAAUGCUUAAUGGCACAGCCAAGAUCUCCGUGACUGAGUACGACAGUGGAGGUUUUAUCAUCAAUGACAUUAACAUGCGCGGUGGAGUUGCGCUUUUUUCUGAGAUUGCCAUGCUGUGGAAGCCAAAGAAAAUUAAAGAGAUCACGCGAGAACAUUUAUCUGUCUUCUUGGUCUUCAACCCUCCGAUCGAGAUCUUAGUGCUUGGAUGUGGAGAGAGGGUCGAUCAUGGACUGGAUCCGGAGCUGAAAGAAAUGCUGAAGGUGAACGGCAUUGUGGUGGAAUACCUAGAUACAGUUAACGCUUGCGCUACAUUUAAUAUUCUAAACGCCGAGGACCGUCCAGUAGCUGCAGCGUUGCUGCCGUACGACUCCAACUCCCUUUCAGAUACAACUAGCUAUACACCCACACGAUAUGGGUAA
Molecule: messenger RNA, 534 nt
Organism: Plasmopara halstedii
Lineage: Eukaryota; Oomycota; Peronosporomycetes; Peronosporales; Peronosporaceae
Exons: 6
Coding region: 1-534 (177 amino acids)
Biological process (GO): mitochondrial respiratory chain complex I assembly
Cellular component (GO): mitochondrial inner membrane
Source: RefSeq, a predicted model, not a curated record